AUGUCUUGCAAGAAAGAAUACAUGAACAAUAACAACAUAACUGUUAUAUUGUUGGAGACCGAAAAGAAAGACGUAGAGAACCAAACUGUGGAAGAGGAUCCUCUGACGAAAGCCAUCGGAGCUCUCGGGAAAUGGCAAAUAUGGAUAUGCUUCGUCGUAUUCCUUGUCAAAUUCCCAGUGGCCUGGCAUCAGAUGAGCAUCAUAUUCCUCGCACCACCCAUGAACUUCACAUGCGCUGAGACACAAGUUGAAGAUAAGUUUGAUAACGUCUGCCACGCUAACUGUACUGACUUCGAGUACGACCGCAGUAUCUUCAAAGAAACGAUCAUAUCACAAUGGGACCUGGUGUGUGACAAACAAUGGCUGAAGAACCUCACACAGACGAUCUUCAUGCUCGGCAUCCUUGUGGGAAACAUGAUGUUCGGCCAUCUCUCUGACAGAUUCGGACGUCGUAAUCCAUUCUUGGCAGCAGUUUUCCUGCAGCUGAUAUCAGGAGUGACCACAGCGUACUCAGUCAACUGGUACAUGUUCACGACUCUUCGAUUCUUCCUCGCAGUGGCCACUGGAGGCACGAUGGUGACUAGCUUCGUCCUAACAAUGGAACUGAUUGGAGCUAAAUACAGAGACACUGUCGGAAUAAUCUACCAGAUCCCUUUCAAUCUUGGACACUUGACUCUACCCUUAUUCGGAUACUACCUUCGGGAUUGGAGCACCUUCCAGCUUGCGAUCUCACUGCCAUCUGUUUUGUUCCUGAGCUACUACUUCCUACUCCCUGAAUCGCCAAGAUGGCUUCUAACUGCUGGAAGGACGGAGGAAGCUGUCAAAAUUAUGGAAGUUGCGGCGAAAAGAAACGGUAGACCAACAGAAGGAAUAGCAGUAUCUUCACAGAAGAUUGUAGUUGACAACGAUGGUAAACAAGAAGAGCAUGCAUCGUUCAUAGAUCUCUUCCGUACGCCACGCCUACGUGCGCGCACUAUCGCUAUCUGUUUUAACUGGUUCGUGUGUGGACUCUGCUUCUUCGGGGUCUCACAGUACAUGAGCCACAUAUCUGGAGAUAUCUUCACCAAUGUUGCUAUCUCCGCUGCUAUUCAGGUUCCUGGAACCCUGAUCUCCGUCUACACCAACAAAGUUCUGGGCCGCAAAAUCACUCUGAUCAGUGCGAACUGCAUCACUGGAAUCAGCUGUCUCCUCAUCAUCGUCGUCCCUCAGUCUGGAGCCAGUCACUUGACACUUGGCUGCACAGGCCUCUUAGGGAUGAGCAUCUCCUUCGCCACCGUGUAUUUAUACGCAGGGGAGCUAUUCCCAACUGUUGUUAGAAACUCAGGAGUUGGACUGUCAUCGACAGUUGCCCGAAUAGGGUCGAUGGUAGCUCCCUUCGUUGCCACUCUGUCUCACACAAGUGCUUGGCUACCACCUCUGGCGUUUGGUAUUGUGCCAUUGAUAGGCGCUGGACUUUGUAUGCUUCUACCUGAUACCCGUGGAAGGAAAUUACCCGACACAUUAGAAGAAGGUGAAGCGUAA
Molecule: messenger RNA, 1521 nt
Organism: Spodoptera littoralis (African cotton leafworm)
Lineage: Eukaryota; Metazoa; Arthropoda; Insecta; Lepidoptera; Noctuidae
Source: the annotation of a GenBank genome assembly